AUGUUAUUGUUUUACCUGCUGCUUUAUUAGAUUAGACAGAUUGCAGAAGAAUGAAGGUCAAAGUUAUAUCUCGUUCUGUUGAUGAAUUCACCCGGGAACGAAGCCAAGAUCUUCAGAGGGUAUUCCGCAACUACGAUCCCAACCUUCGUACUCAAGAGAAAGCUGUUGAGUAUGUCCGUGCUCUCAAUGCUGUCAAGUUGGACAAGAUUUUUGCAAGACCGUUUAUAGGUGCAAUGGAUGGGCAUAUAGAUGGGGUUUCCUGUAUGGCCAAGAAUCCUACCCAAUUGAAAUGGAUAUUUUCUGGUGCAAUGGAUGGAGAUAUUCGUCUCUGGGAUAUAGCUUCCAGGCGCACAGUUUGUCAGUUUCCUGGUCAUCAAGGUGCUGUCCGAGGCUUGACUGUAUCAACAGAUGGGCGCAUGCUUGUGUCAUGUGGUACUGAUUGCACUGUUAGACUUUGGAAUACUUCUGUUGAUAAUCUUAUGGAGUUGGGUCACUCAACUAAGAAUUCUGUAGAGCCAGCAAGUGUUCAUGUUGGGAAGAAUGCAUUUUUGGCUGUUGAUCACCAGUGGGAUGGUGAACUUUUUGCCACAGCUGGUGCCCAAGUAGAUAUAUGGAAUCACAACAGAUCUGAGCCUAUAAACAGUUUUCAGUGGGGAACAGAUUCAGUAAUUUCGGUUCGGUUUAAUCCCGGAGAACCAAAUCUCCUAGUAGCAUCUGCUAGUGACCGAGGUAUAAUGUUAUACGAUCUACGUAUGGCUACUCCAGUGACAAAAAUGAUAAUGAUGACCAAAACAAAUUCGAUAGCAUGGAACCCAAUGGAACCAAUAAAUUUCACAGCUGCAAAUGAAGAUGGAAAUUGCUAUAGCUAUGAUGCUAGAAAGUUAGAUGAAGCCAAAUGUGUUCAUUCGGAUCAUGUUUCUGCAGUGAUGGACAUUGACUAUUCACCGACUGGUCGAGAAUUUGUGACUGGAUCGUAUGACAGAACAGUGAGGCUUUUCUAUUAUAACAGUGGUCACAGCAGGGAGAUUUAUCAUACUAAGAGAAUGCAAAGGGUAUUCUGUGUCAAGUUCAGUGGUGAUGGAAGUUACGUGAUAUCUGGAAGUGAUGAUACUAAUCUCAGGCUUUGGAAGGCUAAGGCAUCAGAACAACUUGGAGUUGUUCUCCCAAGGGAACGGAAGAAGCAUGAGUAUCAUGCAGCCAUUAAGAAACGUUAUAUGCACCUGCCUGAAGUUAAGCGUAUUGCUAGGCAUAGGCACUUGCCCAAGCCAAUAUACAAAGCUGCUGCUUUGAUGCGUGCCAUGGUAGAUGCCAGGAAAAGAAAAGAAGAGAGGAGGAAAGCUCACAGUGCACCAGGGAGCAUUACGACGCAACCACUACGGAGACGAAGAAUUAUCAAAGAAGUUGAGUAAGGUUUUCAUUGGCGAGUGGUUCAUAUUAAAGAUCAAGCAGAUAUCUUUAAAGAAUGUUGUAACACUGAUGUGGGAGGUUCUAUGUAUGUCUCAGAUCGUAAAUCAAUAGGUUAUAGUUUUGUGAUGUUGCCACUUGCAGUUCAGUCACAAGGCAAAGAAAUUUUGGUUUGUUAUUGGACUUGGUAACACUCAACACUUACGAAAAGCAUCAUGCUCUCUUGGACAUGUAAAACGCUUUAACAUGAAAAAAGGAGAUUAAUUUUAGACAAUGUUUUACUA
Arachis ipaensis is the source of this 1688-nucleotide messenger RNA. RefSeq names its product WD repeat and SOF domain-containing protein 1. NCBI's taxonomy places the organism in Eukaryota, Viridiplantae, Streptophyta, Magnoliopsida, Fabales, Fabaceae. Gene Ontology annotation, cellular component: nucleolus; small-subunit processome. Gene Ontology annotation, molecular function: protein binding. Gene Ontology annotation, biological process: maturation of SSU-rRNA from tricistronic rRNA transcript (SSU-rRNA, 5.8S rRNA, LSU-rRNA). The record is from RefSeq and is a predicted model, not a curated record.